This is a messenger RNA of Actinia tenebrosa (Australian red waratah sea anemone), 3726 nucleotides long. RefSeq names its product carbamoyl-phosphate synthase [ammonia], mitochondrial. The record is from RefSeq and is a predicted model, not a curated record. Gene Ontology annotation, biological process: L-arginine biosynthetic process. Gene Ontology annotation, molecular function: ATP binding; carbamoyl-phosphate synthase (glutamine-hydrolyzing) activity; metal ion binding. Gene Ontology annotation, cellular component: carbamoyl-phosphate synthase complex; cytoplasm. NCBI's taxonomy places the organism in Eukaryota, Metazoa, Cnidaria, Anthozoa, Actiniaria, Actiniidae.
AGACGUGGUGUAUUUUGUGCCUGUCACCUCUGAAUUCAUAGAAGACGUCAUCAAGCGAGAGAGACCUGAUGGACUGUUGUUGUCAAUGGGCGGACAAACUGCACUUAAUUGUGGUGUGGAGUUAUUCGAUAAUGGAGUGUUAAAGAAGUAUGGUGUUCAGGUUCUUGGGACGCCUGUUGAAUCCAUCAAAGCCACUGAAGACCGACAAAUAUUUGCUGACAGACUAAAAGAAAUCAAUGAAAAAUUAGCUCCAAGUGUUGCUGUUUACAGUGUGGAAGAGGCUUUGAAAGCAGCCAUGACCAUCUCUUACCCAGUCAUGGUGAGAUCAGCAUACGCUCUUGGAGGACUGGGAUCUGGAAUCUGUAAGGAUGAGGCAAAGCUAAAAGACGUAGCGAAAAGAGCUUUUGCCAUGUCAAAUCAACUUCUGAUCGAGAAAUCAUUACUGGGAUGGAAAGAAGUGGAAUACGAGGUGGUUAGAGAUGCAGCCAAUAAUUGCCUGACUGUCUGUAACAUGGAGAAUCUCGACCCCUUGGGGGUACACACGGGGGAUUCUGUGGUGGUAGCGCCAAGUCAGACACUAUCAAACAAAGAGUACCACAUGCUGAGAGAGACGUCUAUUAAUGUCGUGCGUCACUUUGGAAUUAUUGGGGAAUGUAACAUUCAGUUUGCACUCCACCCAACUUCUCUGGAGUAUUGUAUAAUUGAAAUCAAUGCAAGACUCUCACGCAGCUCUGCUCUUGCUUCGAAGGCAACUGGGUACCCACUAGCGUUCAUCGCGGCUAAACUGUCGCUAGGAAUUCAGCUGCCUGACAUAAAGAACGCGACUACGCAGCUGACAACAGCAUGUUUUGAACCGAGUUUAGAUUACAUCGUUACUAAGAUUCCUAGAUGGGACCUGGACAGAUUUCAUUUGACCCCGAAAGAAAUCGGCAGUUCAAUGAAGAGCGUCGGCGAGGUGAUGGCCAUUGGUCGUACUUUUGAAGAGAGUAUUCAGAAAGCCCUUCGAAUGGUGCAUCCAUCUGUUGAUGGCUUCGUUCCUAAGAUUCCAAGUGGAAACAAAGAUGUUGUAGAUGGAGAAGCGUUUGAAGAGAAUCUCCGUGUGCCCUCCAACACGCGUGUGUAUUCCCUAGCCAGGGCUUUUGAGAAGGGUUACUCGGUUAAUAAAAUUCACGAGUUGACAAACAUCGAUCCCUGGUUCCUUUACAAACUAAAGGAAAUCAUCGACCUUAGCAAUGACUUCAGCAAGCUCAAAAUCGAUGAAUUACCCAUAGAUCAACUAAAACUAGCCAAACAGAUGGGGUUUUCUGAUCGACAACUGAGCAGGCUAAUGGGAACAGAUGAGAUGACUGUCAGACAAAAUCGGAUCAACCAGGGAGUAAAGCCUUGGGUUAAACAGAUCGAUACGAUGGCUGCUGAGUAUCCCGCCAAGACUAACUACCUUUACAUCACCUACAAUGGCAGCGAGAACGAUCUGGCGUUCGACGACCAUGGGGUGAUGGUGUUAGGGUGUGGUCCAUAUCAUAUUGGUAGUAGUGUAGAGUUUGAUUGGUGUGCAGUAUCUUGUAUUAGAACACUAAGGGACCUUGGAAUGAAAACAGUGGUUGUGAACAACAACCCAGAGACCGUCAGUACAGACUAUGACGAGUGUGACAGACUUUAUUUUGAGGAACUGUCCCUGGAACGGGUACUGGAUAUUUAUCAACAAGAGGGAUGUCAAGGAGCAAUUAUAUCCGUGGGAGGUCAAAUACCUAACAACUUAUCUUUGCCGUUGUUCAAAAAUGGAGUCAACAUCCUUGGAACUUCACCUCUGAUGAUUGACGCUGCCGAGGAAAGGUCACGAUUCUCUGAGAUCAUAGAUGAGAUUGGUGUUGACCAAGCACCAUGGAGGGCCCUCUACUCAGUGAAAGACGCCUUAGAUUUUGCUGCUACUGUCGGUUACCCAUGUCUUCUGCGACCUUCCUACGUAUUGAGUGGCUCAGCUAUGAAUGUAGCCUAUGGUCCUGACGAGCUGAGAGGAUUCCUGAGAGACGCUGCACGAGUAUCUGAGGAACACCCUGUGGUCAUGACUAAGUUCAUCCUUGGAGCUCGAGAAAUCGAAAUGGACGCUGUGGCCAAGAAUGGCCAGGUCAUAUGUCAUGCUAUCUCCGAACAUGUCGAGAAUGCUGGUGUUCAUUCAGGAGACGCCACCCUUAUCUUACCACCACAAACUGUCAGCCUUGAAACUAUUGACAAGAUCAAAGAUGUGACUCGUAAGAUUGCGCAAAGGUUUAUGAUAUCUGGUCCGUUCAACAUGCAGUUUCUCGCUAAAGGCGAUAGAAUCAUGGUCAUUGAAUGUAAUCUCCGUGCUUCGCGAUCCUUCCCGUUCGUGUCCAAGACGCUUGGUGUAGAUUUUAUAGACUGUGCUACAAAAGUCAUGAUAGACCAUCCUCAGGAUCUGGACAAACUGCCUCACCUUAAUACCCCAAUAAAACCAGAGGGUUAUGUCGGGAUAAAGGCACCGAUGUUUUCUUGGCCUCGUCUUCGCGAUGCUGACCCCUUGCUGAAAUGUGAGAUGGCUUCUACUGGAGAGGUUGCGUGUUUUGGCAAAGAUCUUCAUUCCGCGUUCCUCAAGGCAGUCAUGUCUGCUGGCUUCCGCCUUCCAAACAAAAAUAUCUUGAUCGGUAUACAGCAAUCGUUCCAGCCAGAAUUCCUCCCCACGGCUCACAAACUCCACAAGUUAGGAUACAACUUGUACGCAACAGAGGCCACUGCCCGGUACUUGAACGAGCACGGAAUCGCAGCCCAGCCUGUCGAGUGGCCCCUUCACGACAAAGGAGAACACCCCAACGUUACCAAACUGAUCACAGAUAAGAAGAUAGACAUGGUGAUCAACCUACCAAACCAUAAUACCAAGUAUAUCAAGGAUAACUAUCUGAUCAGACGAGCUUCUAUCGAUUCUGGUGUUCCACUGGUUACCAAUUUUCAGGUCACUAAACUCCUUGUGGAAGCUUUAUCCAAGAAAGAAGACCUCGACGCAUCAACACUUUUUCAUUUUCAGUCCAAGCGUAAAUUUUCUCCCUAGCAGAGAAGGGUUAACCUGCAGCGAAUAUCAGCUCAAUUUUAUUUCUACUAAAAGAUCCUAAUAUUAUAAACGUAAAUGUUUUUAGGAAAAGUACCUUGGAAGAAAGAUUUGUUAGUCUAAUGAGCCAAAGGCUUUAGGUUUAGAAGUUUGUUUUUUUAGAAGUAUGAUCGACACUAUAAAUAUAUACUUCACGGAAYCCUUUUGAUGAGGUAAAAUAAUUUGCAAUGUACACAUAUCAAACAUUGAGUGUCGUAUUUCCGUGUGUCUGUUGUCUGCGAGGCAGAUCCACGAGUUAGCAUCGUUAGCAUCAUCGAUUUUCCAAAGUUUUUCUUUCUUUUUUUUUUUUUUUGUCUUUUUUUUCCAAAAAUGUUCAUGUCAAAUUCAUCAUAAAACGACGGCCUUUUUGUUCGCUGCUUUUCCGCACAAUCCAAAUAUGGAAUUGAUCAUACCAUAUAUGGAGUGAGCUUUCUCUACUCCAACUUCGACACUAACAUAUAGAGUACGGUAGAAACUAGAUAAACUAGUUAGAGUACGGCUUGAUAUGGGUCGUUCCCCGAUAAAUCCACUCUCAUAUGUUUUGUCUUAUUAUGAAAUUAUCACGCAUUGCUAUGAAAAUUGUACUGUGUAUAAACAUUUAAAAAAAUAUCUAAAUUGUCCUCGUUUAA